This is a messenger RNA of Penicillium cataractarum, 1527 nucleotides long. RefSeq names its product tRNA-specific adenosine deaminase. Gene Ontology annotation, molecular function: tRNA-specific adenosine-37 deaminase activity; RNA binding. Lineage: Eukaryota; Fungi; Ascomycota; Eurotiomycetes; Eurotiales; Aspergillaceae. The record is from RefSeq and is a predicted model, not a curated record. Bases 1 to 1527 code for a protein of 508 amino acids. The transcript has 2 exons. Gene Ontology annotation, biological process: tRNA wobble adenosine to inosine editing.
AUGUCUGAUCUCACACGGAAGGUGCCGCUGGCGUCUCGAAUAGCGACGCUGGUUCACACGCAUUUUGACGGCUUGCCGGCGCGAAGCAAACCAAGGAUAUUCCCCGAUGGAUCUAGAGAAUGGAUUCCAAUGACUGGUAUUGUGGCUGUCAAGGCUUCCCAUAUCCCGUGCUGUCAAGGCCUCGUCCUCCAUGAUUGUCAUGCUGAGAUCUUAGCCAUUCGCGCUUUUAAUUACUGGCUUUUAAACGAAUGCCAUGCUUUGUCGAUAGAGGAGAGCAAUCAAGUUAUCAAUUUAGAUGAUAUCAUUGAUGCUGAGCACAGUCAUGCCUCAAGGUCUCCGUUUAUUCGCAGAAGAAAACCAACACAGCCCGGGGCCGGUACAUCAGUCAACUGGCCUCCCUUCGAGAUUCAACCCGAUAUCAAGUUCUAUAUGUACUGUACAUGCGCCCCAUGCGGAGAUGCGAGCAUGGAGUUAUGUAUGGCAGCACAAGAGGACGCAACACCAUGGCAAGUGACCCGCCAUACCGAUCCAAGCCCAGCGCUUCCGGGCGACCUUCAAGAGGAGAAUCUCCUUGAUGGCCGAGCUCAUUUUUCUCUUCUCGGUGUCGUUCGUCGAAAGCCAGCACGCAUGGAUGCAGAAUCAACCCGAAGCAAAUCAUGUUCUGAUAAACUCGCCUUACGUCAAGUAUCUUCCUUACUGUCCUGCGAAACAAGCCAUCUAGUUGCCCCGACGGAGAACGCAUACUUGGCCGGCCUCGUUCUCCCAGAAGAUGAGAUUUCGCGAGUUGGGUGCGAAAGAUCUUUCGGGGAGAACGGCCGCAUGAAGGCUUUAGCGGGUCGAUCGUGGCCGAUGAACACAGACCGCGAUGAAGGUGAAACUGGAUAUCGAUUUCGACCAUUCGAGAUACUCUCGGUUCCUGUCGAGGAAGUUGAAGCACUCUGGCCAUUUGCGAAACCCAAGGCCGUCCAAUCCCGUUCUGUGCUACCAUCAGAGCAGCAGAGUGAUAGCACAAAUCCGACGGUCGUCCUCAAGAAGAGCAAACCGGGUAACGUCAGCUCUAUAUGGACGGCCGCGUCCUCACUGCCACAUCCUUGUGUGAUGACAUUGGACACUGGUAGUAAGACGCUACCGACCUUGGCACGUUCAAAAACUGGUCUAUAUGAAACCGUUAUCAAUGGGGUUAAGCAGGGCAACCGACUAGCUACUCCUACGGCACGAGGGGCUUCAUCGCUAUCUCGCGCUAAGCUAUGGGGUCUUCUUCGGAAUAUUCUUCGAUCAAAAGAAUGCCUCCAUGAACAUGAAAAGGGCCAAACCCGUGCCGAUGACAAUGAUACAUCCCACUCCAUCAAGGAUGCGAGCUCGUACGAAGAGUUCAAGCGGACAGGAGGCGAUUUCACAGAUCCCCUUCAUAUUCGUCUCGAAGCGAUUCACGAUGCUAAAAGGAUCCUCAAGGGGUGGGUUCCGAAUACAGGAGAUGAAAGCUGGAGCCUAGAUGUUCUAGUUGAUCCAAAAAAGCGCAAGGGUUGA